AUGACCGGCGUGGUGGCCAUGAUGCGUUCAGCCUCCUCCCGGUGGUUCUGCCCGUCACCGGGCAGGGGCAGGCACAGCAACGGUGCCAACACCAACACCAACACGUUCCCACUCGGCAUCUUCACCCGCUCGGUGAUCUACGUGGCAAGGAACCCCAAGGACGUUGCCGUCUCCUUCUACCACUUCCACCACCUGGCCAAGUUCCUGCCUGACCCUGGCUCCUUUGACACCUUCCUGACGCAGUUCCUUGAGGGCACAGCACAGCGUCUUGCUGCCUUCCUGGGCUGCCCACUGGGUCCGGAGACACUGGGAGCCCUGGAGCAGCACUGCAGCUUCGCUGCCAUGAGGGACAACACCAUGGCCAACUACACCCUCAUCCCCUCCGAGAUCAUGGACCACAGCCAGGGACGCUUCAUGAGGAAAGGUGUGGUGGGGGAUUGGCGUGACCACUUCUCCCCCCAGCAAAACUCCACCUUCAACCGCCGCUACCAGGAGGAGAUGGGAGACGUGGAGCUGCCCACCCGCUGGCCCAUGGCAUGA
Messenger RNA from Chaetura pelagica (chimney swift), 540 nucleotides. Its product is annotated as sulfotransferase family cytosolic 2B member 1-like. Gene Ontology annotation, biological process: sulfation. Gene Ontology annotation, molecular function: sulfotransferase activity. The transcript is spliced from 4 exons. The coding region runs from base 1 to 540 and encodes 179 amino acids. NCBI's taxonomy places the organism in Eukaryota, Metazoa, Chordata, Aves, Apodiformes, Apodidae. The record is from RefSeq and is a predicted model, not a curated record. Gene Ontology annotation, cellular component: cytoplasm.